Messenger RNA from Glycine soja, 776 nucleotides. Its product is annotated as calcium-binding protein KRP1-like. The record is from RefSeq and is a predicted model, not a curated record. The transcript has a single exon. Gene Ontology annotation, molecular function: calcium ion binding. The coding region runs from base 197 to 556 and encodes 119 amino acids. NCBI's taxonomy places the organism in Eukaryota, Viridiplantae, Streptophyta, Magnoliopsida, Fabales, Fabaceae.
CUCCACCUUCUCUCACAUUCUCACCUUGUUCAUUCAUUCAUAUUCUCUCAAACUAAUUUUCACGUGCCAAGGGUUCUGAUUUAAUUGAUUGAACAGGAUACGUGACUAUUCUAUUUAUUGUAAACCUCCUCGUACUUGUCUUUGAUUUCCACAGAUAAAAACAAAAACUAUUUUUUGCAUUCUUUUAGCAGCAACAAUGGAGCCAUCCAAAAACUCGCAGCAGCCCCAACAUUUCCACGACUACCUCCCCAUGAUGGCGAACAAGCUCGGCGGGGACGGCCUCAUCGACGAGCUCUGCAACGGCUUCAACCUGCUCAAGGACUCCCACCGAGAGGUGAUUACCUUUGAGAGCCUCAAGAGGAACGCUGCUCUUCUUGGCCUGCAAGGACUAGGCGACGAGGACCUUCGGUUGAUGCUCCGGCAGGGCGAUUUCGAUGGCGACGGUGUGCUGAGCCAGCUGGAGUUCUGUGUUUUGAUGUUUAGGUUGAGUCCUGAGCUCAUGGAGGGGUCCAAGUUGUGGCUGGAGGAGGUGCUUCAGCAAGACCUUGAACAAUGAACAUUGAUUUUUGUAUUUUGUUAUCAGUUAUGGGUUUCUCUUCCUCAUUCGAUGGUCUGGUUUGGAUGUUUGAAUUGCCAUGCAUGCAUUUGAUUUGUGAGGAGAAACCGUGGGAGAGAGAUUUUUCAUUUGCUUACUUAUUCCCUGUAUAUUACUCGAUUUAACUAUUGUUUAGAGUUUAUUUUAUAAGUAAAUAAAAGGUUUUUACAUUGUGAAUCAA